Molecule: messenger RNA, 2748 nt
Organism: Aspergillus oryzae RIB40
Lineage: Eukaryota; Fungi; Ascomycota; Eurotiomycetes; Eurotiales; Aspergillaceae
Exons: 1
Coding region: 1-2748 (915 amino acids)
Source: RefSeq, a predicted model, not a curated record
AUGUCUACCUCUGGGGCUCUCCCGCAAACCCUUCGCUCCAUCACCGAUAUAAAAAUCGCCGAGCUUUCCAAGCAACGCUCGCUCUUUGAGAAGCAACGAGAGGGAAUUCUCAAAGCAGCGGCAGACGCACCUGAUCUGCGAUCCAAGGCUCGGGUGCUCUUGGAAGGAAUCACCAAGCUCAAUGGCUAUCCGAAUGAUGCCUUCGACCGAGAGGAUCUGGAUACGCACUCUGAAGACUCAGGGGCCGAGACUACUGUGAAAGAUGCUACCGCCCGUGCUGCCCAUGUCAAUAUCCGCCGCUUUCUCCUGCAGAGCCAGUUUGACCCGUCGGUGUCGGAUCGGAGCCUAGGCGAUUGGGUUGCACAGCUCGAGGAAGAGUUAAAUUUCCUGCACACCCGUCACGAACAUGCUUCCUUCUACAGCAACCUGGUCACGGAGUGGCUGGCCGGCCUUGAGACCGAGGAGGAGGCUGCCAAGGCUAAGGAACAAGACUCCGAGUCUGACGCCACAAGACGUGCGGAAAUGCAGGAGCAGCGAGCAACGUGGGAGCAGUAUGUGUUCAACGCCGCGAAUGUGGAUGAAAAAACAAUCAACGAAUACCUUGACGGUCUGUUCACAAAGACGAAUCAAUCUCAGCAAGCGUUGAAAACCCUGCGUCAGAAGAUGAAGACCUUUGGAGAGGAAUAUACAUCGACACGCACUCAUUUUGACGUUGACACGCUUCAGUGGGUGAGCAAGGCCCUCUUAAGAUCAGACUCUCUCACCAAGGAAAAGUCCGACAUCUUGAAGGAUUUUAUGCUCAACAAGGCUGUUGCCCAGGAGGUGGCGGAUGUUUUGAACAUGCGUCUUGCGACCCUGGACAAUUGGCACUGGCCGCCCGAGGGUCUUCCUCAGGAAAUGCGUCGUCAACUGAACGGCAAGUACCGGGUCUUCCAAGAUGAGGAUCUGCUGGACAGUCUUCUGCUCCAGUAUCUCGGGCUCCACUGGGCGGUGACUUUCCGGGCUGCAUUUGUCAAUUUUCAGAAGACCUGGGCCUGGAAAAGCCUGCGCCAGCCUAUCUCGAAGUCGGAGCGGGCACGGCGUCAGCACUUCCUCGGUAGGGACCACGCGCGGUGUAUCAGAUCCGUGAACGAGGAGAGACGCGAUGUAUAUAGAACCGAGUAUUUCAUGACUCAAUUGCCUCGCUCGUUAACUGCAGGUGGGCUGGGGUACGAUGAUGAUAAUAACGACCCCGACGACAUUGAGGAAGAGAACCGCAAGAACGCCCUGGAGACAAAACACUCGCUCCUCCAUCUCCUGAUUGCGGAGUCUAUCGUGCAGACCCGGAUUCAUGGACAAUUCACGGCUAUUCGGUCGGACUUUAAGUACUUUGGGCCGUCUAUCCCACAUACCACGAUGCUCACAGUGUUGGCGUACUUUGGAGUGUCACAGAACUGGCUCGAUUUCUUCAAGAGGUUCCUGGAAUGCCCACUCAAGUUUACUCAGGACGGACCAGAAGCUGCGGUGCAGACCCGCAGACGCGGAAUUCCCAUAAGCCAUACACUCUCGGACUGCUUCGGGGAAGCUGUCCUGUUCUGCAUGGAUUAUGCAGUGAACCAAAGCACGGAUGGUGCGUACUUGUAUCGCAUGCAUGAUGAUUUCUGGUUCUGGGGUCAGAAGCAGACUUGUGUCAAAGCUUGGAAUGCUAUGACCGAGUUUGCUCAAGUGAUGGGUCUCGAGUUUAACGAGGAGAAGACCGGGACAGUGCAUCUUGAGAACAAAGACAAAUCCGGCCAACAGCCAUAUCAAGACCUGUCUUCCUCCACAAAGAUUGAGGAAACCGAGGGCUCGGAUACUCUACCUACCGGCGACAUCCGAUGGGGCUUUUUGAAGCUUGACGCCCAGGAGGGCCGAUUCAUCAUCGACCAAGAGCAAGUGGACAACCACAUCUCGGAGCUCCAGCUCCAGCUUUCUGCAUGCAAGAGCGUCUUCUCCUUCGUUCAGGCAUGGAAUAGCUACUUCGGUCGCUUCUUUGUGAAUAAUUUCGCCAGACCAGUUAUGUGCUUCGGACGGAGUCACAUCGAUAUGGCCGUCACCACCCUUAACCGUAUUGAGCGCACUAUCUUCCCUGAUAGUCACAGCGGUGUCACUGAUCACCUUCGAAAGAUGAUUGCUGAACGAUUCGAUAUCCAUGAUCUUCCCGAGGGAUUUUUCUACUUCCCCGUUGAGUUCGGCGGUCUCGAACUCACGAACCCGUACAUUCCUCUUCUCGCCAUCCGCGAGAACAUCGAAUCAACACCUUCCGGCCGCCUUCAAAAGGCCUACAACAAGGAUGAGGCCGAGUAUCACGCCGCCCAAGAACGAUUUGAGAAAGACGGGCCUGAGGAACCAGCCUCCGAAGAAGCUUUCGGUGACGAUGAGGACCCGACUGCUUUUAUGUCCAUCGAAGAGUACACCCGCUACGCAGAGACAUACAGCUACCAACUCCUUGGCGCGUACAACGAUCUCGUCGGCGCCCGGCGCGAAGUGAUGAUCGACCAGUCACCCAAGUUUCGCACCAACCAGAUGACAUUGGAGGAGGACCCCAGCAGCCGUCUGGUCCUUUCAAACAACUGGGAUUCAAUGCCACCGUACUGGAAGUGGACCGGCGAGCUGUACCAGGGAGAGAUGGUGAAGAAGUAUGGAAGUUUGGCCGCAGUGAGUAAGGAGCUCAUGCCAUUGGGAGUCGUGCAGACCUUGAAGCAAGGCAAGUUCCGGUGGCAGGGUUAG